GUAACUAAAUUAAUAUUUAACCUGUUUUGCGUUGAAUAAGGAAUGUAACAAGUAAAGUUUUGAAAGCUUAAUUUGAAAUUGUUGGAAGCUGUUCCUUUGGGAACCACGAUAUUAUUUAAGAUGUAAAGCCUAUAAUAAAUAUCCUUAGUUCGAGCAUAACAGCAAAAUGUGUUUUGUUUCUUAGACAUUUAAGAGAUUUUUUGCCAUCGUCGCUAAAUGCGACUUGGGGGUUUUGUGGAAUCUUUUCCACCUAAGAGUUUCCUGGUCCUUUCACUGAAUUCUUGCUUUUUAUCCUAACAAUCACAAAUCAAAUGUUGUCCCAUUUGAUUUUCUUUAACAGUUUUCUUAAAUGUUAAAAGUAAUAUAUAAAUUUAUUUUUGAAAAGGUGGCCCUGUCUCUAGCCCACUUUGUUCUCUCUCUGGGUGGUGGGGAGGUGGUGUUCAUCUGUGACCUGGCUGGAACACUGCUGUCGAGGGGUUGGGUGGCUCCCAUAGCCAGUCCCACCACCAACCCUCCUGGUUCCUCAGUGGGUAGAGGAUUGUUGCAGAGUAGCCUCUCCACCCUUCUGGCUCAGCAUUCAGCUAUACCUUAUAAAUUCCAUCUUAAAAAACCCACUGGUGGGAUUCUUUCCUCAAGCAAAUAGGCAUGGCCAGAAACCUGGGGCUCGUCUACAAAUGCUAUACACGGUAGGUGCUGAUGAUGCAACUCUAAGGCUAGGUCCCUAAGGAGGUGAAGGAGCAGUGCCGGGUCGGAGGGAAGCCUUGAAGCUGUGGACAGUGUAGGGGAAGGUAUUUGCCUUCUCCAGCACAGGAACACUGUUCUGGGAAUCAUAAAAAUCAAACCCAAGUAAUGGGUAUUGAAUUGAUAUUAAAAGGGCCAUAAACUAUGGAAGCAGCCACUACCACCUAGCUCCACAGUGCCUUGAUCGGUUUAUAUGACUAGAUGCUUGGGAGGAUCAGACAUUAGAAUCUGUUAAGGAGCAGUUUUUCUAGGCCAAAUGACCAAGGAUAACCAGGGAAGGUAUACCUGACAUAGUAAAAAGAAUUGCCAAAUGAACUAUUUAGAAUAUUCUGACCCACAAUAUCUCAGAAUGAGUAUGAACUUUUUUUUUUUCUUUUCAGAAUCUAACAGUGUAUCAGACUCCUUUACUCCCAACUCCCAAGAGGCAGCAGAUCCGGGAGCUUCUUGAUUCCCUAAUAAAAACCGCUCUGACCAAAGGGAAGAUUAUUGAGAGUCGAUUUUUACAGGAGGGGUUUUCCUUGGCCAAGGAACAGGCCUUAUUAUCCAAGAUAUUUUACAGAGUUUUGCCAAAUAUAUUUGGAAUAGAAGAGGCAUGGACCCUGUAACGUGGGCUUCUUGGUCCAUGCAUCUAAUUCACCAGGGAUAAGGCUACACAUUUCAUUGCUUAUUUCUUCAUGUUGGUAGGGAGUCCUGGCCACUCACAGACCACCAUUCUGAGAUCAGCAAGAAAGGACAGAUGCAGAGAGACUUGACCAGUAUAUGGCUAAACACAGGGACGGCUCUAGGCAGAAGAGCUUCCAGAAAGUCUACAUUGACACUCUGCCAAGGUGCUCAGAAUGACAAAGCAGAGACAGGGUCUCUCUGAAGUGUGGGACUCAGGGAUGACACAAACAGCAAUCUUCCAGAAAGAGACUCCAUAUCAAUCAUUUUUCAUAGCAUAACUUUGAGGUAUGUUUGUGCUACAAUACUUCCUCCUUCUAGGAGUGAAGAUGAGAAGGCAGAGUGGGUAAAGGGGAAAGAACAACAUCCUGCCAUAUAUGUCGUGGUAGUUAUUCCUAUAAUGAUAGCACUUUGAUGCCCAUCUAUUCUACAAGUAGUCCCCAACUUAUGAUGUUCUGUUCCGACAACUGUCAUAAGUUGGUUCUGACACAAGUUGAAUAUCUUUUUUCUUUUUAAGUUUUUAUUAUUAUUGCCUUUUAUUAUCAGUAUCUUUAUAAAUCCGAUCUUUAUUUGUCUUAGGGGGUUAGAAACAUUACAUAUGAACAGGUAUAUUUUAACACAUACAUACAUACAUAACACACAAAUCAUAAAAAUUUACUCCGAGGAUGAAGAAGAGUUGGGCGACGUUGGCCUUUUGUCAGCUGCAGUAAUAACUAUACCUGUGGAAAGUUCUGGAUCAUCUGGAUUAUCCCUGGGAAUGGGGAUGGUGUUUCUAGUCAGAAAAUUAGAGUUUUCUGUAUGGUCCUUUUCUUUUGUUCCUUAUAUAUUUCGAGGAAACAUCUAACUGCUUCCUGAAUCUGCCUAUCGACUUUUAGCAAAGCAAUCAGCGUUUGGAUCCAUGUUCUCAAGCAACUGAAGCUCCUAAUUUAGUUUAGGAAAAACUCCAGCUAAUCCUUUCACUAAAAUUUUUUGACUUCUUUCUUCCCUCUUCCUCAUUCUUUCUUCUUCAACAUGUCUUUCCUCUUCAAAAUCCAUUAAGUCCUGAUCUGUCAGUUUCCCUUCCUUGUAAUCUAUGUGCUGUUCCACAUUGCCGAUACCAGGUUCUAAAUUCAGCAUUCUUGUCAUAUGGACGAUUUUUGCACCAAUCUCUUCCAUCAUAUUACCCUGAUCAAAUGCUUGGGGUGUGUUCACAUAACUCAGCAAUUUUUUCCAUAUCCUCUGGAUGCAUUUUCCCAUAACUUCGUCCCAGGAAGAUGCAAUGUUCCAGAUACACUGAUCAUCGUAAGUGUAGUUGGUUUUAACUCGAAUACAUCAUAAGUCAGGAACUACCAGUAUUUAAUAUUUUGAGUAGGAGAGAAAGAAUAAAGACAGAGGAGGACAUAAGGUCAUGGGAAGUGUAAAUACUACUCCAUCUACAUUGCACGUGCAAACAGGCCAUGCCUCAAACUUUCAGGCAGCCAUUAGACUGCUAGGAAUGAGACACACACACCCACUGGCAUCAACCACUCUAUGGGUACUACAUUCACCUGUGACCAAGCCGGAUGCACAAGACACUCAGUGUUGGCAAAGUGAAAGCCAUUAUUAUUAUUUAUAGAAAGGAAAUGGUAAACAAUAACAGAUUCCCAAAGGAGAACCAUUUGCCCUUCCCCAAAUUAGCCAUGUCCGUUCUUAUGUGGUUGGGCAGGUGCGCCGUGGUUCAGGCUGGAUAUGGUAUUCAUGUCGUCAUUGUCUGCUGUUAGCACCAUGCUGCUUGGAGGCCCUGCACAGCUCCUGAGGCUUCUACUGUGCUGCUGGGCCUCACUGGCCUCUGCUGCUGGCUCCUACCACACUACUCGGGCCUGUGGGGCUCUCUUGCCACCACACUACCAAGAUUCCCACUGCAUGGCACAUACUUAGGGCUCUCUUGCCCUGCACCAACAAGUGUUACAGCUCUUUUACCUCUGCUGGCAAGCCUUCUGCCCAGAGGCAUCUGGCUCCACUCUGCUGUAGGAAGAGCCCUGCAUAAGAUCACUCGAGGCAGCACCUGCCCAGGGUACACUCAGGCUUCUGCCCUGCCUAGACAAGUGUUACAACUCUUUUAGCUCCCAGCAAGUCCCUGCCAAAGAUGCUCAGCUCUCACUCCGUGGUCUUGCAAGCCCACCACUGCUGUCUCUUGCUUGCCAUCUUGCGCCGUCUUCAGUGUUACAGCUCUUUUCUGGGUCUGGAAGGUUCUCAGUGCAGGGACUCCGAGUCCAAAGGACGUGCACCACUCCAGACUUUGCCCCUUGAACCUCUGUGGGAUUGGCCCUUAUAUAAGUCUACUCCUUGUCAAUUUCAAGGCAUAGUCCUCCCAGCAGGACCAUGAACUGACUGAUCCCCUCAGUAGACCAAAGUCACACAAUUUGCAUAGUCCGAGACAAUCGUUUUGUGGGAGUUACAAGACCGUGGCUAGAAAAGCCAUGUAAAUGUGAUUCGUUGCACCACGAGAAGGAUGUUUUACAACUUAAUUUCACAUAUAAUGUGAUAUGGUAUUAUAUAAUAGGAUAUUGGAGAGACUUGAACUCAUUUAAAGGCUUAAGGAGCCAGGAGAAAGGGCGAGAUGAAGGGUCAAAAGGAGAUAAUCCAAUGGUCAAGGCUCCUGAGGAUGCAGAAAGAGAAUGGGGUCUCAGGUAUUUCUCUGCCUAAAUUACCUCCUUGUCUGCCUUUUAACUUCCUCCCUUUCCUUCCUUAUCCAUCUGAAGUUUCAUCCUCUGAUCCCUUCACUCCACUAGCACAGAGCUCCUCGUUCCCUGCCCUAUGUUUCUCCCAAGCCUACCGCACACCUCCAGGAACGCCCUCAUGCACUGCAUUGUGAUUUCUGUGUGCCACUCUGCCUCCCCUAGUAGAAUGUGAGUUCUUCCAGCAUUGAUGGCCUGUAUCAUUCAGUAAGGUGCCUGGCAUAUGGGAGAUAAUCAAUUUGCUCCACUUCCUGGUGCUGCAGCCCACCUGGGUGAUUCAGAGCUCCAAAGCACUUAUUGUUUGUUGCUGUCAAGUUGGCUCUGAAUCAGGGCCACCCCAUGUGUGCAGAGUAAAACUGCCCCAUAAGGUUUUCAAGUUUGUGACCCUUCAGAAGCAGAUUGCCAGUCCUUUCUUCUUAGGCACCUCUGAGUUGGUUAGAAUCACCAACCUGUCGGUUAGUGAAGCCCUUUGCCAUUUGUGCCACCCAAGACUCCAAAACACUUCAGAGCUCCCUAAAUCAGGCAUCACCUCACCCUCUUCAGAAAGAACAACUUUUUCCUCUAAGUAAAAGCACCCUAUCCCAUUCUGGAAUAUUCUAGAACAACUAGUUCCCUUUGCUUAUUAAAAAACCCAAACCCACUGCCGUCGAGUCGAUUCCAACUCCUAGUGACCCUAUAGGACAGAGUAGAACUGCCCCAUAGAGUUUCCAAGGAGCGCCUGACGGAUUCGACUUGCUGACCACUUGGUUAGCAGCCAUUGCACUUACCCACUACGCCACCAGGGUUUGCAUUUAAUUAGUAUACUUAAUACUGUCACAUUUAUAAUUUUUGUCUGUUGAUCUCAAGGCCUUGAGUUUCCUACCGUCACUGCAGGACCUGGUACUAAACCCACCCACUGGGGUGUGGUGGGGACAGACGUUGCUGCUAAUGGGAGUACACGUCAUGGGAAAGAACAAUAUUCAAGGGGCUUGGCAAGAAUUGAUCAGAGUCCAGCAGAACGAGCACUGGAGAGCAAGUAGAGCCAGCUAGGAGAAUUCAGUAGCAGUUGAUACCAAGAGGUACAGAGAGGCAGGUGGCAAGGAGUAGGGUCUUACUGCCUAGCCCCAGAUUCAAGAUUUUAUGUCUCUUCAAGGGAAACAGGCAAGAGAAAGGUUGGUCCCAAGUCUAGAGGGAAGGACUUGGGGUGUGAGGACAUGACCAGACUCUCAGUGAGGACUGACACUGCAUUCGAAGCCUAGAACUCUCUCCUGCCUGAACUAAGCAUUUGCUCCAGAGUCAGGUCUGUGGUUGACCUGCAGGUGGGGGUUAAAGAGCCUCACUGAGGACAGAAUAGGCCUGAGAAGCCAGAAACAGGUCACCUGACAGGCCAGGGAGGAAGGGAGGUAAAGGACCCACCACAUUAUGAAAAACGUACCAGGUCAUGCUUGCCCAGCAGGCAGCACAAGAACGUCACUGGAAACAAUACCAGUCUGCUCCGUAGCUGGGCUUAUCCCUGUGCAAGGAAGUUCUAAUGAGCAUCCAGCAUUUGCCCAGUUUCUAACCCAUUUCUCCUGUUACAUGGCAGAAAGCUCCUCCCCUGUGAUAUACAUGGAAGUUCCUUCUUUCUAGUGAAUGUCUCUUAGUCCCCUAAUCGGAGUCCUUUGGGAUAUUAAGAACUAUAAAUAGCCAAACAUCCAGCUCAGUCAAUCAACACUCAGUGUCAAUUGCUUCAGUCCUAUAGUCAGAUUUGUUUUUUUUUUCUCAAUAGCUUUGGUGAGAUAAAUCUUAACUAAGUGGGUUGGGGACAGAGAGGAUGACACAUUAUUUCUGAGCACAAAGCACUUGGGAGAAGGAUGGGCUUCUAAGAGUUUCCGAAGGGUCAGAGGCUGCAUUCAAGAGCUGGGAGGGAGAAGCCAGGGAGACAGGUGACAAAAGUGUUUAGGCAUGGGCUGAGCUCCUCUUAGCCCCAACCUCAUUCCUUGGCGCUUUGCUCUGUGGCACUAGGUGGAGAUCCGCAAACUGUAUUUCCCACACCCUCUUGACAGUUGGCUUUCUGCCAAUGGGAGGCAUGUCAGAGAGUCUGGAGGGAGAGAGGGGUGAAGAGACCACCUCUGUCUCCAGUCCCUGCCAGUGUCUCUCCAGCCAUAGCCCACACACAGCCUCUGGCGGCUCGGCCUUCCCUGAAUUAGCCACCUCACAUGCCCUCAGAAGUACCAGCACAAACUGGGAGCGUAAACAGAAUCACCUUCAAGCUUCUAGCUUCUGGCAGCUCAUUUUAGCCUUUUUGUUCCACAGUCUAAAUGGUAGCUGCUUUUUGCAUUGCUGAUAUCCAGGUUAUUGCAGUAGUUUCUGUAAGCUCUUACAACCUUCCAACACCUAUGUAAUCAUUUCCUUCUCUUUGAAAUACCUACCAUGAUUUUUGUUUUCCCGAACAGACCCUGAAUGUAUAUAUUAUUGUAUUGCUUCAUUCAUGUAUGUAUAUAUUUAUUCAUAUGAGAUCAAUUUCUAAAAAAAUAUUGGAAGAGGUUUUCAACAAAAUCGUAUCAAUAUGACCAAAAUUCAGUUAACAUAACUGAGUGAGAGGAGGGAGCCCUUUUCAAUAAUUUGUUUGUGUUAAAUAAAAUGAGUAAUAUUUCUAAAGCAUCUGCAGAGGCUUUGAGCUGGUAAGGAGAAAAGACCAGGAAGUUGCUCUUUGUUCAGCAGAGCAUCAUAUCUAAUUUCUAGAUACUGAGACAGGGGCCUGGGACUUGGUUCCUUAGAGAACGGACAGCCUAUUGCCUUGUGUAGGUGAUUAGCAAAAAUUGUGGCGAACACCUAGAGCAAGACCAAGUAAGAAGGAAGCAGGGAGGAUCUAAAGAAGUGAACGGCCAACAAAUGACUUCAAACGACCAAUGAAUUUCGAAUAUUGAUAUCUAACAUUCAGUUAAAUUUUUAUUAUCUAUUAAAGUAGUGUAUUAACACAGACUUAUCAUAACGUAUUCAAUCAAUUUAAAAGUAGAGUCAAAAAGGAAAGAAACCCUUCAUUCCUUCCCCUUGAUCUACUUAACCAUAUAGACAUCCAAAGGGUUUCAUACCAUACUUACCCAGUGCCAUCGAGUCGAUUCCGACUCAUUACGACCCUAGAGGACAGGGUAGAACUGCCCCAUAGAGUUUCCAAAGAGCCCUGGCGGAUUCGAACUGCCGACCCUUUGGUUAGCAGCCGUAGCACUUAACCACUACGCCACCAGGGUUUCAUACCAUACUUAUUCACUAGCAUUCUUUUUUUCAGUUAAAAAUACAUCCUUUUACUGGCUAAGUAAUAUACCAAAUUAUGGAUGUACCACGAUUAAUUAUAAUAGUCACCAAAUGAUGAACAUUUGAACUGUUUAAAUUAUUUUUUUAAUUAUUAUGAAAAAAACAAUGUCCUUGUGACUUAUCUUCUUACAGACGAGCAAGUAAUUCUGUAGGGGAGAUUCCUAGAAGGGGAAUUACUAAGCGACCCUAUCUAUAUGACAGAGUAGAACUUUCACAUACAGUUUCCAAGGAGCAGCUGGUGGAUUUGAACUGCUGACCUUUUCGUUAGCAGCCAUAGUUCUUAACCAGCAUGCUACCAUGGUUUCCAGCCAAAAGUUACCAAAAGAAAGCCCAAACCUGUUGCCAUCAAGUCAAUUCUGACUCAUAGAGAUCCUAUAGGACAGAGAACUGCCCCAUAGAGUUUCCAAGGAGUGCCUGGUGGAUUCAAACUGCCAACCUUUUGAUUAGCAGCCAUAGUUCUUAACCACUAGGCCACCAGGGUUUCCAGCCAAAAGUUAGGCACAUUUAAAUGUACUGACAAACUGCUCCAAAAAAUGUCCCUGUAAACCUUCCCACGAAAGCACAUGCUACCCUAUGUCCUCACAUACAGUUGGGUAUUAAUCUUUAACACUGCUUUCCAAUCUAACUGGUGACACAUGGCACCUCUUUGUAAUUCACAUCCCUUGAGUAACAAUGAAGCUGGACCUCCUUCAAUACAUUCAUUGGCCAAGUGUAUCCUCUUUUCUGUGAAUUCGUUUUUUGUAUCCUGUGUUUAAUUUUUAUAUUGGUUGUUCAUUUAUCUUCCUGAUUUGUAAAAAUUUCUUACAUCCAUGGAUUUGAAUCCCUCUUUGUUAUAUAUGUCACACACAUUUUUGGCUUUAUCUUCAUCUCCAUGGCAUACCUGGUUUCGAGAUGAAGAGUUCUUUGAAUUGAAGGCAGCCAAGACAAAGAAGAAGAGAUGACGGAUGGAAAAAAAGGAGUCCUUCUUCAGUUACUUCUGCGGGGUGAGCAGGCAGUGAAGCAUUGAGGCAACAGGGCAUGCUUUGGAGACCAAGGGGUUAUGGUUCACCCCUUAGUAACUAUGUGACCUUGGACAAAUUUUUCAACCUUUCAGAGGCUCAAUUUCUUCUAGAAAAGAGUGCAAGUGAUAAUAUUUACUUCAAAUAGAGUUGUUGUGUGGAUUAAAUGAGUUGUUAUUGUUGCCCUUGAGCUGGCUUCCAGCCGUGACGGCCUUAAGUAUUACAGAACAAAACGUUGCCCAGUCCUGCACUAUCUACAUGUAAAGGACUUGCUUCAGGGACAGACCUUAAUAAAUAAGCAAUGAAAAGUUCACAGUUGAGCCCAAUAAAACGAUAUGUAUAGAUGGCUUUUGACCAUCUGAAAGGGCUAUGAACACAUAUGUUGACAUUAGGUUAACAUAUAAUACACUGAAAGUCUACGAGAUCUGUGACACCUUUCUUAGUUUUAAAGUUUGGAGAUUGGAAUUCUCUGAGAGUUUCAGGUCAACUUCCACUGGUCAAUGAUUUGCAAACGAGGGCACUGGGUUGGCAGAGGAGGAGACUAACUCAGGACUAGAAGAAAAGUAUUGGGGGCAACAUAACUGAACUAUUGUAAAGGUGAAAGGCAGGAUUUUUCUUCACUAUGGCUGGAACAGAGGCACUUUUGAUUCUGGAAAAUUUCAUAGGUGGAAAAUUUUUACCUUGUAACUCAUAUGUAGAUUCUUAUGACCCAUCUACAGGGGAAGUGUAUUGCAGAGUGCCAAAUAGUGGAAAAGAAGAGAUCGAAGCCGCGGUGGAGGCUGCCAGAGAAGCCUUUCCAGGUUGGUCAGCCCGGAGCCCCCAGGAGCGCUCACAGGUCCUGACCCGGCUGGCGGAUUUGCUGGAACAGUCCCUGGAGGAGUUCGCCCAGGCAGAGUCCAAAGACCAAGGGAAAACCGUAACACUAGCGAGGACCAUGGACAUUCCCCGGUCUGUACAGAACUUCCGGUUCUUUGCUUCCUCCAUCCUUCACCACACGUCAGAGUGCACGCAGAUGGACCACGUGGGCUGUCUGCACUAUACGGUGCGGACCCCCGUGGGGAUUGCUGGCCUGAUCAGUCCUUGGAAUUUACCACUCUAUUUGCUGACCUGGAAGAUAGCGCCGGCGAUUGCUGCUGGGAACACUGUGAUAGCCAAGCCCAGUGAGCUGACUUCAGUGACCGCGUGGAUGUUGUGCAAACUCCUGCCUAAAGCAGGGAUUCCACCAGGUGUGGUCAACAUUGUGUUUGGAAUGGGGCCCAUAGUAGGUGAGGCCCUGGUGUCACAUCCGGAGGUGCCCCUGAUCUCCUUCACGGGGAGCCAGCCCACAGCUGAGCGGAUCACACAGCUGAGCGCCCCCCACUGCAAGAAACUCUCCCUGGAGCUGGGGGGAAAGAACCCUGCCAUUAUCUUUGAGGAUGCCAACCUGGAAGAGUGCAUUCCAGCCACCAUCAGGUCCAGCUUUACCAACCAGGGUGAAAUCUGCCUCUGUACCAGCAGGAUCUUUGUCCAGAAGAGCAUCUACAGUGAAUUUUUAAAGAGAUUUGUAGAAGCUACCAGAAAGUGGAAAGUCGGUAUUCCCUCUGAUCCAUCGGCCAGCAUGGGAGCACUGAUAAGUAAAGCUCAUUUGGAGAAAGUCAGAAGUUAUGUCAAGAAAGCUCGUGCUGAAGGGGCUCAAAUUCUGUGUGGCGAGGGAGUGGAUAAAUUGAGCCUCCCCCCGAGGAAUCAGGCUGGCUACUUUAUGCUUCCCACAGUGAUAACAGACAUUAAGGAUGAAUCCUGCUGCAUGAAGGAAGAGAUAUUCGGCCCGCUGACGUGUGUUGUCCCCUUUGAUAGCGAAGAGGAAGUGAUUAAAAGAGCCAACGGCGUUAAAUAUGGCCUGGCAGCUACUGUGUGGUCCAGCAACGUGGGGCGUGUUCACCGGGUGGCUAAGAAGCUGCAGUCAGGUUUGGUCUGGACCAACUGCUGGCUCAUCAGAGAGCUGAACCUUCCUUUUGGGGGGAUGAAGAGUUCUGGGAUAGGUAGAGAAGGAGCCAAGGAUUCUUAUGACUUCUUCACUGAAAUCAAAACUAUCACUGUUAAGCACUGAUCCUCACUGGUGGAGAUGCUGUUAUGGCUAAUGCCUAUCAGUAACCAGUUCUGUUCAGGUGACCCUGACUCAAGGUUAAAGCCCAGCUGAAGAGAAUUAGUUGUCCAGUUGCGGUGAAUGAAAAUACUGGCAUAAAUCCCAGCCAUGUCUUGACUCAGCAGAAUAUUAUUUCUAGCUUAUCCUCAGAGUUAGUCCUUUUACCCACCAGUGAAGAGAUGCAGCCUAUUUUCAGCAUGGAGUCAGUGAAGAGAAGACUUCUGAAUAGGAAGGCACAGGAAGGAAGCCAAACAGUCUUCAGUCUCUUCCCAUGUUGUGUUUUCAUAGUUUGUUUUUUUUUAAAAAUAAUUUUGAUUACAUUCUUGGGAAUUCAGAAUUUUUUUUUUUCAUUUGCAAAUUUAUGGUUAAAAAAAAAAAUCCAAAGACAAACAAAUCACUAUAAUUUACUACCUUGGGGAGAUUGUCCAGAUGGUUUCCCUGUCCAUUAGCCACUAACAUUGCUGAUUGAUCAUUGACUGUAUCUCAUUACAUAUGAGAGUGGUAAAUGUCUUUGAUAAACAUAGCAAUUACUUUGUCAGAGAAAACAUACAUGGUAAAAAAAUGGUAGGCCCAGAUAAAUUUAUCUGUGUGAGGGCAGUGAAAAAUAAAAUGACUACUGCUUUUCAUGGCAACUUGUAACAAGAAGAUGAAAUAGUUUGAUCCAGUUCUAAUGUCACAUCUUAUCAAUUCCAAUUCUUAGCAUAUGUAGCCUUUGAGGAUGUAGUUCACUAAUCCGAAAAAAAGUAAUAAAUGUUAAAUAGUUUUCGUAGACAGUAUGGCAUAUACCUUCUUGAAUUGUCUUUUAUUCUUACUUAUCCUCACCCUCUUAGGAGUAUGGAUUUUACAUGAAGUAGUAAGGGUAUAUCUAACCAUUUUUUCUGGUCCUCAAAUGAUCAGAGGAGAAAACAGGUUUACAGAUAUUAAGUAACAUGCUUAAGAUCUCACACUGGUAUGUAGUAGAGGUGGGAUUUGAACCCGUGGCUCUCGGACUCCAUGAUCUGUAAUCAGUCUUGGAUUGUGCUCCAGAAGUACUGAAGUACUUGUGGUCUCUGGAACACUUUAUGUUCUCUUAUGUUUUGCCUCUCCCCUCCUUUCUUCUUCCUGACUUCCCUCAGUGUGGGUGAGGGGCCCCUCCACAGUGGCCACAGCAGCCCAGAAACUCCUCCAGCACAACCCUGUUCGCAUGGACUGAGCCAUCUGAUGGUGUGUCUGACUCCCCGGGCAGACAGGAAUUGUUAAGGUUAAGGCCAUAGGUUAAUCCCCACUGAAGUCUCGAUUAACAGAGCACCUGGCACCUCAAAAUGAGUUCUGCAAAUGGAAUGAUAUUUUCCUGCUGCUCUGGGUUAUUUGUUGCGUGGUGUGUGUGUGUGUGUGUGUGUGUAUGGUGGAGGGACAGAGUAAGCUUUAUAAUUUUGCUUAGGAUUUCUGAUAUGUUGGCUUGUUCAUAAAUACUGAAUAAGCCACUUUGAGGUCAAGUAAUAGUGUCAGAUCACAUCUAGUUCCUAGCUUCUGCCUUCCUUCCUUUCUCCUUUCCUCACCUCCCCCAUUCCCAUGCUAAGACCAUGUGACUGCCAUCAGUUUAGUACGGGACCAAUUCUGAGUAUUAGCAGAAGGAACGUCAGCAGCUCCAGCCUCUAAGAGUCUGCAUCUUUACAGUUGUUAUUUGUCUGUCCAAGCUCAUUUUAUUCCUCAGACUUAAGCUGUAUCUUGAUUCCUUGCUCCCUUUGCUUGAUUUACCCACCUCCCAUCAUACUUGUUUUCUGUCUACAAGACUCUUCUCUCUAGGCUUAGAGCUAGCUGUGCUCCUGUCAGUUCUUGUCCUGCUUCUGGAUCCUGCCCUGUGGAAGGGCCUGCUUCCCAUUGACAGGUAUUCUGGAUGCAACCUGCCUGCCUCUGUGUCUUUCUGGAUCUCUAGAAGUCCCUCCUGGGCUUACAAAGCAGUCUCAUGAAUGGGAAUUUGACUAAAUGCUGUUCUCGCCACCAAAACAUUGCCCCAGUUCUCAGUUGCUAAAAGCAUUGGCUAUAGUGUACUAGCACCCCCAGGUGGACCUUUUCUGACUGGAAAGGAUUCCAGCCCAUGCAAGUGAGUUGAGUGUAGUUACAAGACCUUACUCCUUCCCGGCAUUCCAGGCCAUUUUAGCUCCCCACAGCAGCUAAGGAUGAUGUUCUAGUUUAUUGUGGAUUAAACUGUGUCCCCCCCGCCCCCCAAAUAUGUAUUGGAAUCCUAACUCCUCUACCUGUGGAGG
Molecule: messenger RNA, 12736 nt
Organism: Loxodonta africana (African savanna elephant)
Lineage: Eukaryota; Metazoa; Chordata; Mammalia; Proboscidea; Elephantidae
Gene: ALDH8A1
Product: aldehyde dehydrogenase 8 family member A1
Exons: 7
Coding region: 8991-10454 (487 amino acids)
Biological process (GO): retinoic acid metabolic process
Molecular function (GO): retinal dehydrogenase (NAD+) activity
Source: RefSeq, a predicted model, not a curated record